AACGGACUCUAUAGCAGAUGGCCACCUAGAGAUCUGUCGAAGUGUGCAGGUUCUGGGCUGCUUUUUACAGCUCAUAAGGCUUUGCAGCCUUGUUGACCCGAUGUUUCAUGGCACAAUCAUAAAAGAGCUAACUAGUCAUGAAGAAUGGAGUCACUACAAUGAAAAUACAAAAGAAGAUCAAAAAGAUUUUGUUUUUGUGAAAUUCAAUGGACUUCACUUAAAAUCUAUGGAAAAUUUGCAAUCUUGCAUCUCUCUUAGAGUAUGCAUUUUCUCAAACAAUUUCAUCACAGAUAUUUAUCCACUUCAAAGUUGUUUAAAAUUAGUCAAACUUGAUCUCCAUGGAAAUCAGAUAAAGAGUCUACCAGAUGCCAAAUUUUGGAGUGGACUAAAGAAUCUAAAACUCCUCUAUCUUCAUGACAAUGGGUUUUCAAAGUUAAAGAAUAUGUGUGUAUUAUCUGCCUGUCCAAACCUCAUUGCCCUCACUGUGUUUGAUUGUCCAGUAAGCCUUAAAACAGGAUAUAGACACGUUCUGGUUAACAGUAUAUGGCCUCUCAAAGCACUAGAUCAUCAUGUGAUUUCUGAUGAAGAAAUAGUGCAGAACUGGCAUCUUCCUGAACGAUUCGCAACAUAUAACCACCGACUUUUCUUUAAUUUCUGUCCUGCAUUGAGAAAGGUUGAGUCUUAA
Messenger RNA from Castor canadensis (American beaver), 685 nucleotides. The record is from RefSeq and is a predicted model, not a curated record. Lineage: Eukaryota; Metazoa; Chordata; Mammalia; Rodentia; Castoridae.